Molecule: messenger RNA, 2061 nt
Organism: Physeter macrocephalus (sperm whale)
Lineage: Eukaryota; Metazoa; Chordata; Mammalia; Artiodactyla; Physeteridae
Product: heterogeneous nuclear ribonucleoprotein A1-like
Exons: 2
Coding region: 393-1202 (269 amino acids)
Biological process (GO): mRNA splicing, via spliceosome
Cellular component (GO): catalytic step 2 spliceosome
Molecular function (GO): mRNA 3'-UTR binding
Source: RefSeq, a predicted model, not a curated record
GUCAAGUGCCUUCACAUGUCUCUAUUGUUAAAAAAUGUUAUAGUUAUCUUCCCCAGGGAAUUCCCUGGGAAUUAAGGGGACAGUUUUGGCAAAACAUGAAGAGCACCUGGGAAGCACAGCUCACAUAAGUGCACAAAGAUUUGCUUGUUCACAUAUCUAUUUCAGAACAUCAGAAAUGGAAAAGAAUACAAAUGAUUUGAAUGGAAUAAAGUUUCUUGGCAAUGGGGCCAAAGAAAUUAGCAUUGAGAGUUGUAAAAUCUGGGGCUUCAAUAUCUCAGAACAGCAAUGCAGGGAUUUUCAACUUUAAGUCUUGGAAGUGUGUUCAAACAGAAUCUUAAAAGGAGUCUCCAAUAAAAGCAAGUUGCCCAUAAACAGAGGGAUGGAGAAAGAAGAUGUGGUAUAGAGAUAUGUUCAGUAGAUUACUCCUUUCUGCCCGUGGACGCCGCCGAGUAAGCAUCGUUGACGUUUCCUCCACCUCCACUGCCGUCGUGUCUAAGUCAGAGUCACCCAAAGAGCCCGAACAGCUGCGGAAGCCCUUCAUCGGAGGUUUGAGCUUUGAAACAACCGAUGAGUGUCUGAGGAGCCAUUGUGAGCACUGGGGAGCGCUCACAGACUGUGUGGUAACGAGGGAUCCAAACACCAGGCGCUCCAGAGGCUUCGGGGUUGUCACGUAUGCCACUGUGGAGGAGGUGGAUGCGGCCAUGAAUGCAAGGCCGCACGAGGUGGAUGGAAGAGUUGGGGAACCAAAGAGGGCCGUCUCAAGAGAGGAUUCUCAAAGACCUGGUGCCCACUUAACUGUGAAAAAGAUUUUUGUUGGUGGCAUUAAAGGAGACCCUGAAGAACAUCAUCUAAGAGAUUAUUUUGAACAGUAUGGGAAAAUUGAAGUGAUGGAAAUCGUGACCGAUCGAGGCAGCGGCAAAAAGAGAGGCUUUGCUUUCGUAACCUUUGAUGACCAUGACUGUGUAGACAAGAUUGUCAUUCAGAAAUACCACACUGUGAAUGGCCACAACUGUGAGAAAAAGGCAGCGGAAGUGAAGAGGGGAGCCUGUGCUCUGAUUCCUGGCACGAGGAAACAAGAAGACUCUUGGAUGAGAGGCCACACCAUUUUGGAGUGUGGGAGAGCAGAGCUGCCAGACAUACACCCUUGGUUGGGGUUGACAGGUAUGUGGCAAGGCAGCUGCCGCAUUCUUUCUCCUUGGUGAGGCUAUGUAAAAUAUCCCUUUCUUUGUUCCCUAACGCACGCUCCCUGGACAGAAAUGCCACCAAAAAGGGUGAUAUGGUCAAAUAAGUUUUAGAAAUCUCCCUCUGGGAGUUUCACAAUGUAUAUCAGUCUAUUCUCAACAGAAGUCCACCAGUAGAGGAACUUGAUUAAUUCAGAGCUUCCUGUAUGUAUCUGGUCAAAGAAUCAAAUUGUGUGGCUAUAUAAGAAAUAAGAUACAAAGGAACUGGUGUUCCCUUAUGAAGGAUGCUAUAAGCAACAGCCUAAUGCAAGACUUCUCAACCUGGUGCUGAGGGAGAAUCACGUUCUGGAAAAGCUAAUAAGUGUGUCCCCUAUAAAAGAUCACUUAUCUCCCAUGAAUUUGUUUAUCUGUUCAAAGUUGCACAGCUUUCCUCUUUCUAAGUUCUCUCAGCCUUUAUUAUUAAAUUUGUUCCUUGAACAAUCUCCUAUGCGAUAAUAAAAUUUAGGAAACACUGUCCUAAUGUAAUCAUUUUUGCCCUUACAGCAGGAACAUAUGCUCAGGACAUUAUCCAUUAUCCCUCAGUGGAGCCGCGAUGAGUCCCCACAGUGCCUCGUCAGUAUAGCAAAAGCUUUGCUCCUCUGUAAGAACAGGAAUUAUUUCCCUCCCAGCCAGUAAGAACAUCAUGUUUUCCUUUUUUCUUUGGCCAUCAGAAAGCACAAAGCCCAGUUUGCAACCUCAACUGUGGCAACUGAGAGAUCUCACAACCUGCAAAUAUGCCUCCAUUUUCUUCUGGUUUUGGGAAUCUAUUCUAUUCAACUACACAUCUCCCUUGCUGCUGCUCCUUAAUAUGUAUGUGUGUAUGUACGUAAACUAAUAUGUA